Sturnus vulgaris (Common starling) is the source of this 2855-nucleotide messenger RNA. It is a transcript of the gene TEX11, whose product is annotated as testis expressed 11. NCBI's taxonomy places the organism in Eukaryota, Metazoa, Chordata, Aves, Passeriformes, Sturnidae. Gene Ontology annotation, molecular function: protein binding. Gene Ontology annotation, cellular component: central element. Gene Ontology annotation, biological process: synaptonemal complex assembly; meiotic cell cycle; male meiosis chromosome segregation. The record is from RefSeq and is a predicted model, not a curated record.
AACCCCUUCAGAUUUUAGGUGAAGAAAUGCUACAUGGUCCAUUCAGCAUGCCUGUUUUCAGGUCACUGUCCAACAUGUCCCUGUGGGAUCCUGUGACAGUUUUAUGGAAAACUCACACCUUUGACUCCGGGGUAAAAGGAAGUUGUGUAAACAUGUGGAGAGGCCAUUUCUUUGAAAUACAUGGAAGAUGCUUCUUUUUCCAGUAGUAAAUAUCAAUGGGAUGCACAUCCAGGACAAAAUUAAAUGGAGCGGAAUUCUUCUCUUCAGGUUGAAGAGAGUGCAAUCAGCUUGUGGAACUGGACUGUGACCAAACACACGGGUGCUGUUAUCAAUGAUGAGCAAAGAGCUAAGUUGCGGUUUGUUGCUUGCAGACUGAUUUGCCUUUGUGAAGGCAGUGAUUCUCCGGAGGGAACUAUUCGAAGACAGAUUUUGAUGUCUAUGAAAACUGGGAAAGGAUGGAUAGAUAUUGGAAAAGCUGGUCUUGCAGAUGGAUUUCUAGAGAAUGCCAUGAGUAGUAUAGAAAAGUUGUAUGCGAAGUUACGGAAUGGGAGCGAGGGUGAAGCAGAUAUUCAAGUGCACAGAGCUGAUGUGGAGAAGAGCCUUUUCAAAGUACUCUCUUACCAAGCUGAAUCAGCAGUUGCUCAAGGGGAUUUUCAGAAAGCAGUGAUGUGCGUGCAGCGCUGCAAAGAUAUGUUGAUGAAAUUGCCAAAAGAAACCUGUUACCUGUCAAUCCUCUGUUACAAUUUCGGAGUGGAAACCUAUGAAUGGAAGAGGUAUGAACAGAGCUCCUUCUGGCUCAGCCAGAGUUAUGACAUUGGGAAGAUGGACAUGAAAUAUUCUGUUGGCAAAGAAAUGCAGGCUAAAGUGCUGCGAUUGUUAGCCACGAGCUAUUUUGAGUGGGAUUGCACUCUAUACCUGGACAAGGCAUUGAAAGCCAUAAACUUGGCAAAUCAGGAGAAUUUGCAGCCGGCAGGGUUUUUUUUGAAAGUUAAAAUUCUUCUUAAAAGUGGAGCAUCAGAUGAAGAUAUCAACUCAGCUCUUGCAGAAUUCAUGCACCUUGAGAUAUCUUUAGACUUCUGUUUGAAUACUGCCAAACUGCUGCUGGAGCAUGGAAGGGAAUCAGUUGGUUUUGAUUUUCUGAGAUCUGUUCCUGAACGAUUUGAAUCUUCACCUGACCUUGGAAAAAUUACCCUGCUCCACAUUGAGUUCCUGUUGCAGAAUAAGAAGGAGCUGCUCGCUAAGCAAAAGAUUGAAGAAGUUAUUAUAGGUCAUUAUACUGGGAAACAGCUGUUGCCUGAAGCCUUGAAUCAGCUGCACAUCAUCUUGUGGGACAGAGCUGCCAAAUAUUAUGAGGAGAAAAGCUAUUCUGAAGCCCUUCACUGGUACAAUUAUUCUGUCAGCUUCUAUACACCUGGGCAGAUAGAUCAGAAUUUGGCCAAGCUUCAGAGGAACAUGGCUUCUUGCUAUCUUCAUUUGAAACAAGUUGACAAGGCUAAAGAGGCAGUUAAACAAGCAGAGAGGUGUGAUCCAAACAGCAUCUUUACUAAAUUCAGUGUCUAUAAGAUUGCAGUGAUGGAGAACGAUACUGAUAAAGCUGUGGAAGCAGUUAUUGAAAUGGGGAAGCUAGCAGAAAAGCCAUCAGAACAUGAAGACAAGCUGAGAGUGGAUAAAAAUACAGGCAGCAACCUCUUGAGUUUAGCUGCCCAAAUUGCUUUAGAGAAUGACCAACAAAUUGUGGCUAUCAAAGCUUUGGAGUAUUUGGCUGAACAUUUACAAGACUGCCGACAAUUAUUUACAGCCUUAAAAUGUUUGGUCCGUCUGAUGUUAUCAAAAGUCAUGGCAGAAAAUGCAGAGAAAAGAGAUGAAGAUGUCAACUCAAUACUGAAUUCCUUGAACUUGGCUCACAAGAAACUUGUUGAGUCUUUCACAGAAGAGAAAUUUACAGGGGAUAUGAGGAUCCUUGAAGCUCACUGGUUUAGAAAAGUUGGAGAUUUUGCUAAAGACCCAACAGACACGUUGUUGCUGCUUUAUGAAUUUGAAGCAAGAUCCAAACUGAAUGAUCCAACACUUCACAAUCUCAUGGAGUCAGUCUGGGAGCAACCACAAAUAGAGAUCAAGACACUUGAAAUCAUUGCAUCAUUAGCAAUGGAAGCUCCAGCUCGGUAUCCUGUACUGUGUAAGAAAGCUCUCAAGAGUGCACUAAACCUUCACAGAAAGCAGGCUGUCAUUGAUGCUGAGAAAUUUAGCAAAUGCUUACACAGUUUGAUUAACAUUUCUUUGCCGACUGGAUUGACAGACUUGGAAACCUGUGUGCUGCAGGAGGUGUGGGACUACUUUGAAGAUGCUCUGAGUGUAGUCAGCAGCACAGAUGCUUACCCAGAGAUGGAGAUCCUUUGGUUGAUGACAAGAGCCUGGAAUACAGGAAUAUUUCAGUAUACUGUUGGUAAAUACAAGGAAGCUGAGCAGUGGUGUGGAUUGGGAAUGCGUUUCCUCAAUCACUUAGGAUCUCUGAAGAAAAGCUAUGAAGGCCAUAUGUUUGGCCUUUACAGUGAGGUUCUGGACAAGCUGGACAGAGCAAAAGGAUUUAUUCCAAAUGAAGAAUAAUGACAGCCACAACUACAAAAAAAGGAAAGCAGUCUCUCUUGGAAACGUUCUGCUGAAUGAGAGGCCAUUGGCUCUGUGAAGGCACAGGGCCAUGGGAACAGUGGAAAAGAAACCAGGAUCUCCUUGUUGGCAAAAAAAGUUAUGUACUUUUUAGGAAGUGUUUAUUCAAUAAAUGUAAUUAUUUUCCUCUAGGGAAAGAUUUUCAUUCUCUGGAGCUAUUUAACAGUUAGAAAUAAAUAUUUAACUUUUAC